GUUUGCUUGUUGGUUUUUGGGUUAUUCUUUGUUGCUUGUUCAUGUGUAUGAUUCUUUUUGCGUCAUGCUUUUAGGUGAAUAGAUAAAAUAAUGAAAGAACGGAAAUUUUCCAAAGUUAAAUCAGCAAUCAAGUUUAUAUGGUGGGGAGGGAGAUGGGGUAAGGCUGAGGGCGAGAAUGCUCAACCUCGUUUGGUGUCCUCCACUAAACCAGUUGGUUGCCAACUGACCUAGAACGUGGAGAACAGUUUUUGAUUUCUAGGGAGGAUGAAUUGAAACCAGCUGUAAGAGCUGGGGAAAAGCUCACCUACCAAUUUGGGCCUAGAAGGCAGGACCAGGUGUUGAUAGCUCUGUAUACAAGUGGUCUUCUAGUCUGGGAUGUAAAACUGCUGUUUGGUCUAACAGCUUCCCUUGGAAAACAGAAAAUGCUUACACUUAAUUACUGAAAUAAAAUAAGGUAUAUUCA
Rubroshorea leprosula is the source of this 463-nucleotide messenger RNA. NCBI's taxonomy places the organism in Eukaryota, Viridiplantae, Streptophyta, Magnoliopsida, Malvales, Dipterocarpaceae. The record is from the annotation of a GenBank genome assembly.